UGGAAGUCCGCACGUUUUUUCAAUUCUUAUGCUUUGCCGUUUUCAUUUAUCUAUAGAGAUCAAAUUAUGUAGAAACUCGUUUGAUUCGGGGUAGUCUAUUGUGUCCUCUGCAGUCUGUAUCAUGACUUUUUAAUAAGAGUCUAGAUUCGGGAUAUAAAACAAAUAUGAAUUUCUCCCAGCAAAACCUCUUUAAUGUGCACUGGAAACCAGAAUCUGUUAUAAUUUCUCUAGUUUUCUUCUUAAUUUUCCUGGUCGGCACCUUUGGAAACUGUUUGGUUCUUGCUGUGCUUUUGCGCAAUGGACAGAUGAAUACGAAGACGACCAACUUGUUCAUUCUGAAUCUGUGCAUCGCAGACCUCUGCUUCAUUGUAUUUUGUGUGCCUCUGCAAGCGACGAUCUACACGAUGGACGAGUGGGUUUUCGGCCCAUUUGUGUGCAAGGCGAUGCACUUUCUCAUUUACCUCACCAUGUACGCCAGCAUCUUCACAUUGACUGCUGUGUCGCUGGACAGGUAUCUGGCCAUUCGCUACCCACUUCGCUCAAGGGAAAUGAGAACCCCGAAAAAUGCCCUGAUAUCGAUUUGUCUGGUGUGGGGUUUGUCUCUGGUCUUCUCUGGACCAUACUUGAGCUACUACCAGCAAAUGGAUCUAGACGGCACUACGGUGUGCAUCCCGGCCUGGGACGUUCACCAUCGCCGGGCCAUGGAUGUGUGCACCUUCGUCUUUGGAUACAUGAUUCCCGUGCUGGUGCUAAGCCUGACCUACGCGCGCACUAUCCGCUACUUGUGGACCACGGUGGACCCUGUGGAGGACAUGUCGGAGUCCAAACGAGCCAAGCGCAAGGUGACCAAGAUGAUCAUCAUCGUGGCUGCGCUAUUCUGCAUAUGCUGGCUGCCGCACCACCUGGUGAUCCUCUGCAUGUGGUUCGGCCACUUCCCUCUCAACCACGUCACCUACGUGCUCCGUAUCCUCUCGCAUCUGGUGGCUUACGCCAACUCCUGCCUCAACCCCAUCGUAUACGCCUUGGUCUCCAAACACUUCCGCAAAGGCUUUCAGAAGGUGUUCAGCUGUGCGCUCAGGAGAAGGGUCGUCAACCGGGUCAAUGUCGUGCACCAGAUCAACACAGUUAGCUUGGUGGAGGCAGGCUCCAGUGAAACGUCCAACCUUAGCGAUAAUGUCACCAAGGACAGGAAGCCAAACAAUCCACAGGGGAAAGUGACCAACGCGUUCGUGACAUUUAAUGUAACAUAGCAUCUAAAUGCAAAAUGAUUUUUGAAUACCUAAAAAGAGAGUAUUACUAACCAUCAGAUGGCUCUCUUCUACACCAUGAUGGCUCUCUUCUACACCAGUGUAAUGGCAGUGACUGCUCACUGGUCGCCUACUUCCAGUCUGUUGAGCUUCGAUGCCUCAGUGAAGCUCAUUGCUGAUUGUAGUUGAAGCAGUGUGUGAGCUGUCAGCUUUAAGAGAUCUACUGUAUGUGUUCAAAUGGGUUUAAUUGGACUCUGGUCACAUUCUUGUUAUGAUCAUGAAGGUAUUUUUGGCAACACAUAUUGUGAAUGUAGUUAUGAUGAUUCUGGCCAAAAAAUGAAGACUGGAAAACGGAGUAUUUCUGUUGUUUUUUAAACUUAAAUUCUCUUCACAUUUGUGAAUAGUGACCACAUUAGAGUUCAUAGGUUUAAUGGAAUGUUCAUUACGGUGGAGAGGGUAGUAACUGCUUUUAGAAGUUUAAAUACAUUUCCCAUGUAUUGUUUAAUUUAGACUCAUGCCAGUAUUGACCCACUGAUGUCAAAGCGAGGCGAUUGAUUUUCACAAGCCGGACAGCAUUUGCCAAUGGCUUGUUGGGUAGAUAACAGUAUCGUGUUCAGUGUUUUGGGCUCAAAGUGAGGUUCUGUUGUACUAUGUCAUCAGGAACUGAACCUUUUGACACUGUUAGUGCCAUUUUAUGUCAUUCAAUAUCUUCUGUAGUCACUGCUGGAUGAGUAGCAGGGUUAACACUAGACAUUCACUAAAUUGAUUUUCAUGUGUUAGAGAAAUGCUCACACGUAACAUCAUUUGGGGGUCUACCUGAACACAUGAUCUAGUUCAUGCACUUUUAAUGAGCAUUAGACUUCAUAGUAGUGGCAAUAUUCUCUACCAGCGGAUCUAUGGAACCAGUCUUGAAAUAAACAGUCAACUUUUACUUUUUUUUAUAACAUAGGUUUUUUUUUAUAAAACUGUGAAGUACAUCAUCAUCAUUGUUUAUUCA
Molecule: messenger RNA, 2244 nt
Organism: Clupea harengus (Atlantic herring)
Lineage: Eukaryota; Metazoa; Chordata; Actinopteri; Clupeiformes; Clupeidae
Product: galanin receptor 2a
Biological process (GO): G protein-coupled receptor signaling pathway
Cellular component (GO): plasma membrane
Molecular function (GO): G protein-coupled receptor activity
Source: RefSeq, a predicted model, not a curated record